AGGCACAACCUCAUCAGAUUGACUGGAUACACAUCCACCAACUAUCUAAUCCAUGACCAUGUAGCUUAGCUAUGGCCAUCAAGAGAAAAGCAACCUUGGAUGAUUUCCUUGGUCAAACUGUCAGCAAGACCACUACCACUACCAAAAGGCUCAGCCUUGGAUGGGGAGCAUGGGAAAAGUACUACCAACAUGGCCGGGAUCUGGCCCGGAAUGGCAAAUAUGCAAAUGCCAUUGAAGUCUUGAGUGAGGCCCUACUACAAAAGAAUGCAGAUUCUAUGAAGAUCAUGGACAGCCGGUCUGCAGUCUACUGUAAGAUGGCUUUGUAUGAGAAAGCCCUUAGUGAUGCAAAGCAUAUGAUCAAAGCUGCUGCUAAGGAUGAGCGGGGCUAUCUCCGUGCUGGUAAGGCCCUUCUUUUGGAUCAAAAACCAGAAAAAGCUCUUGAUGUUUAUGCAUAUGCAUUGAAAAACCUUGGUGAAGAUCAUCCACAACGGGAAGCAGUAGCAAAGAUGCACACCAAACUCACAACCAAAAUGUCGUCACUGAAGCAAGACCCGAUCUUUGCUCUGAACCAUGACUGUUUGUUGGAGGUAUUCAAACAUGUCCCCUUUCGACAGGUAGUCUCCGCGACUCGCGUAUCAAAGGCUUGGCACAUUUUUAUCAAGGACCAUCCGAGUCUGUGGCUUAAUAUCUCUUUUCGAGGUUCCCGGCCACCAGUAAGCUCUGAAAUCGUAAAGGCCUGCAUCCGCAACUCUCAGAAUAGGGUCAAAACAUUGCAGCUUCACAACGUGAGGGACCCUCUGAAUGCUGCCCGGCAGGCUUCACAGUGCCCACAGCUUGAACACCUUGACUUAAACCUGCCCCUGACUGAACAUCACGUCUUCUAUCACUUUCGCCACAAGCACACGCUGAAGACAUUGAUCCUAUCUGAGAAGAUACCUUUAUCUGACAACAUGCUUUGGACCCUGGCCGAACUACCGAACCUUGAGCGCCUAGAGGUGUAUCAAGUCGUAUGGGUGGGUGAACCUCAAGUGUCAGACGUGGGUACGGUCCCCAAUCUCAAAAUCCUGACCUUGAACAUGAAGCGUACUACUCAGCAACUCGGUUCUCCGGGUUGGUACAAACCCUUCUGGAUUCCAGGGAGUGUACCAGCUAUGGCUACCAUCGAUGAUCUGCACACGCGAGACACAUACUUUGACGUGAUUCCAAAGCUUGAAGAACUUCGUUUGGGCGCAGCUUUUGAGCGGGAGCAGCCUGAGUCACGCCUACAGCUCUGCCUUGAUGAUAUCUGCCACCCAAACUUGCGACUCAUUCAUCUUUCUAAUAUCACCUUGUACGGUACUUGGGCCUGUCCAGACACCGUAGAGCAUCUGUGCAUCAUUGAUUGCGCUAAGCAUCCGGCACGUUCUACUAAUGCUCCAUUGAGGCUCACCGAACUGAAGACUCUGGUUUUGCAUCGUCUCGACUGGCUUGAUCACGAUAACCUUGCGCUCAUUCUGGAGCAUAAUGGUGGAUCCCUUGAGACUCUGCAAAUCGAACAAUGCGACAAUUUCUACGCAAACGACAUUCUAAAUGUUGCAUUAGCCAACCCGAUGGCUGUCAAGAACGUGAAGAAGCUCCAUCUCCAUGGAAUGAGGCUAUAUCAACUUGACAACGCAGCUCUCUUCCCACUACUCGACUUAAUGCCACAUCUGGAGGAACUCCAUAUACCUAAUACCAGUGUGACUGGAACGUUGAUCAGGAGAAUUUUGGAGAAUCGCAUGGUCCCAAUCGAGCUUCUUAACCUCAGAGGCUGCUCAGAAGUCUCACCUGAAGCGGUUGAGUAUGGACGCGCAGGAGGGCUGAAGAUUAUCAGAUACUGAAGGAUAACCCCGAUAUGCUUGGAGCUGGAGAUUGGAGCUGGAUUAUUAGACACUGGAGGGCAACACCGGUGUGAAUCAGGAAGGCUUGAGCUGGAGGUUAUCAGAUACUGAAGCCCAAUCAAUACAGAUGGGUUUGAGAUGUGUCGAUCAGAAUGUUGUAAUGAUUAAUGACUUGUGUCUUCCAUUCUUGGCAGCGACUUGUUGGUUUCCUUUUUUCUUUUCUUCUCUUGUUUCAUAUGUGGCCAUCCGAUUUGGGCUGACCUGAGCAAUUUUCCUCGGGUUGCAUGUCCUUAGUGAUGAAAGAGGGAGUUGACAACACCCGUGGGAACUAAUUAUCUGGUCUAAUGAUGAAAAUGACCUGUCCUGAACUUCUACAACUUCAAUAUCUUGCAGCUAACUGGGA
Talaromyces stipitatus ATCC 10500 is the source of this 2262-nucleotide messenger RNA. Its product is annotated as Leucine Rich Repeat domain protein. NCBI's taxonomy places the organism in Eukaryota, Fungi, Ascomycota, Eurotiomycetes, Eurotiales, Trichocomaceae. Gene Ontology annotation, molecular function: protein binding. The record is from RefSeq and is a predicted model, not a curated record. The transcript has 5 exons. The coding region runs from base 72 to 1859 and encodes 595 amino acids.